CCAAAGGCUGUGUCAACUAUACUCCCAAGACAUCUCACUCCAAUCUCCAACCAUCGGCAGCAGCUCCCCCGUGCCUCGUUGCCAUGGCCGCAGUGAAACUCACCAUGACCUCCACAAACCAUUCACACACAAAUCAUUCCAAAGGAUUUUUCCUUCCCUUGUUUAGAUCUACAUACACCAAUGUCGUACAUCUCCUCAAAGGUGAUAAAACCAGUUCUGUCUUUCAUCAUGAAGACUACUACCUCCUUGAUAAAGGAUGAGUAUUCUAUGGUCCAUGGUGUCAAGGAAGACGAAAAGAACCUGGAAAGUAAGCUGACUAGUAUCCAAGGUGUGGUUGAAGAUGCAGAGAACAAGCAAGUCAAUGAUCCACAUUUGAAAGAUUGGCUCAGAAAGCUCCAGGAGGCAGCUUCUGAUGCCGAAGACAUAUUGGAUACUUUUGCAACAGAAGCCUAUCGUUGGAAACAAAAGCGGAAGGAACAUAAAAUCCAGCCUCCUCUGAGUAAAAGCAAAAUCUCAUACAAACGUGAUGCAGCGCAAAAUAUCAAAAAGAUUUCAGAAAGAUUCGAUAGGAUUGCCAAAGAAAAAGAAGCUUUCCAUCUCGACAUCAAAGUUAAUGGCGGUGAGACUGAGAGCCCAAGCUACACGGGCUAUUUUGUGGACAAGUCAGAUGUCAUUGGCAGGGAGGAUGAUAAAGAGAGGAUAACACAUAUGCUGCUAUCGAAUGAAUUUGAUAAAGAAGGAGACGUUUCCGUGAUUCCCAUCAUAGGUAUGGGGGGCUUGGGUAAAACAACUCUUGCUCAGCUUCUCUUCAAUGACGACAAGGUAAAGGACCAUUUUGAAGCCAGAAUGUGGGUCUGCGUCACAGUCCAAUUUGAUCUCACCAGGAUUCUCAAAGAAAUGAUACAAUUUCAUUCCAAGAUGAAAUUGGAUGACAGCUCCACAAGCCACCUACAGUCUCGGCUUCUAGAAUACAUGGUUGGACAACGUUUCUUACUUGUUCUAGAUGAUGUUUGGACUGAGGAUUACCUAGAAUGGGAGCCCCUAAGGGAUCUCUUGAAACAAGGGGCAAAGGGAAGCAGAGUCUUGGUCACAAGUCGGAUUACCAAGGUUAAGGAUAUCAUAGGCACACAACCUCCCCAUCUUUUGAGCUAUCUGCCUGAAGAGGAAUGCUGGUCCUUGUUUGCAAAAAUUGCAUUUAAGGGUGAUAGUUUGUCUAGCCAAAGGCUGAAAGAUUUGGAAGACAUUGGUAGAGAAAUCGUCAGGAAGUGCAAAGGUCUCCCAUUGGCAGUCAAGGCAAUGGGAGGUCUCUUGCGUGGUUGCGUUGAUGUAGACAAAUGGCGGCAAAUUCAAAGCAGUGAAAUAUGGGAGAUAGAGGACCGGAACCCUGGAAAUGACAAGCCCAAAAUUUUGGCUAUUUUGAAAUUGAGCUAUCACCAUCUACCUUCUCAUCUAAAGCGCUGUUUUUCUUACUGCUCCUUGUUUCCAAAGGCCUACGCUUUCCACAAGGAAGAGUUGGUCAAGCUUUGGAUUUCGCAGAGAUUUAUACAAGCUCGAGGACUAGAGACGGAGGAGGAGACUGGAAUUGCAUGUUUUGAUGAGCUCUUAAUAAGGUCCUUCUUUCAAGUUUCAGUCAUUGAAGUCAAGGAGAUAUUCAACAUGCAUGAUCUUAUCCAUGACUUGGGACUAUCAAUUUCAAGCCCCAACUGUGGUCUUGUUAAUGAUAACGAGCCCUACAGUUUCUCUGAACAAUCUCGUCAUGUGAGCUUGCUUGGUAAAGAUGUUGAGCAGCCUAUGUUGACGAUUGUUGGGAAUGCUAGUAAGCUGCGGUCACUUCUAUUUCCCAGUCACUACUUGAAAAACUUUGGUCAGGCCCUUGAGAAAGUGUUUCGUACGAUGAAAUACAUACGGACCUUAGAUCUUAGUUCAAGCAUAAUCUUGGAAUUGCCUAGCUCAAUUAAAGAGUUGAAGUUGUUACGCUACCUUGACCUCUCUAGAACAGAAAUCAAACUUCUUCCCAAGUCAAUUUGCAAACUCUACAAUUUGGAAACGUUGAAACUCUUGGGUUGCCCUUGGCUUUUCGAAUUGCCCAAGGACCUUGGGAACUUGGUUAAUUUGCGACAUCUGGAGCUCGAUGAUUUAUUCUGGGUCAAGUUCUCCAUCCUGCCACCAAAAGUGGGGAACUUAACCAGUCUGCACGAUUGGCAUGCAUUUCAGGUUGGCAACAAGACUGGAUACGGAAUUGAAGAACUGAAGAACAUGGCAUACCUCUCAGGAACAUUACAUAUCUCAAAGCUAGAAAAUGUGGUUAAUGUACGGGAGGCUAAGAUGAAUGAGAAAAAGUACCUUCGGAAAUUGGUGUUUGAAUGGAGUGACAGGGUUGUCAAUACACAGGAUGAAGCAACUGAAAAGAGUGUACUUGAAGGCCUACAACCUCACUCAAACCUCAAAGAGCUCCAAAUUCGUCACUACAGGGGGAAUGAAUUUCUAGCUUGGAUGAGAGAAGGGCAGCUCCAAAAUUUGGUCAGUGUUACCUUGAAUGAGUGCACAAAAUGCAGAACCCUCACUCUAGGUGAGCUACCCAAUCUUCAAGUGCUCUACAUCAAAGGUAUGCAGGAAUUGGAGAAAUGGCCAGAGGUCAAAUGCCCUUCACUCUCACGGCUAAAGUUUAGCAACUGCCCCAAACUGAGGGAGCUACCCAACGUCUUUCCAAAGUUGAGAACCUUGAAGAUCAAAUGCUGCAAAUCUCUAAGGGCUCUUCCAAUGGCCCCAAGUUUGAUGUUUCUAAAACUUAUUGACAAUCUCAUUCUGGAGGAUUGGCGUGAAGUACCGACAACGUGGGUGGCUGUAAAUGAUCAAGGCCAACGUUCAAGUUGGCACCAAGGGUCCUGGUUUGAAUUGUUGGAACUGAAUGUAAUAAGCUGUCCCAAGCUGCAGGCACUGCCUCAACACUUUGCUCCCCAGAAGUUGGAGAUCAGUGGGUGUGAGUUAUUAGUUGGUCUCCCACAUCCACAUUUUGCCCGACGUCUUCAGCAUUUAGCACUGGAUGCAUGUCACGAUGGAACAUUAGUGAGGGCAAUACCCAAUACCAGCUCUCUAUACUCACUGGUCAUAUCCAGCAUCUCAAACCUCACCUCACUUCCAAAAUGGCUCCAACUUCCUGGCCUCAAGGCUUUGUACAUUUCUGAUUGCAAAGAUCUAAUGUCUUUGUCAGAGAGUGAAGAAGGGUCACUGCCAACUUUGAUAUCUCUCACAAUUCUUUCCAUCCGAAACUGUCCAAUGCUUGUGAAAUUAACUGAGAGGUUACCUGCUAAUCUGGAGUGUUUGAGUAUUGCGUCAUGCCCCCUUCUGCAGUUUCUAGGCCCAAAGGAGAUACUUAAGAGCCUCACUUCACUCAAGGACCUUUACAUUGAGGACUGCCCUAUGCUCCAGUCCUUGCCUGGGGAUGGGCUUCCCAGCUCUCUUCAACAUCUGCAAAUACAAAGAUGUCCACUAUUGGCGGAGCGUUGUCAAAAGGAGAAAGGUGGUGGAGGAGGUCCAGAUAGGCCAAAGGUUUUGCACAUUCUUGACCUGGAGAUUGAUUUCUCUAAAGUUUCUUCAACAUCAUCUUUGCCCAAGAAGAAACCAUCAGAACCAGCUUGGUAUCGUCUUCUUCCAACACUUGGAGGGAUAGAAAUAAUUGAUGCACAACCGAUUAAAAAACAACCAAAUUCAUCUCUCUUAAAGCAAAGUCACAAACGGGCCAUUGCCACGGCAGUCUAUCAAAGUGAUGUUGAUGGAGACAAAGCUGUUGAUGAGGUACUAAAAAAACCAAAAACAGAAUGGGAAGAGAACAGAUCCAAACUAUCCUUUCCAUUAACUCAAUGCAAAUCAAGUUCCCCAAAGGAUUCUUCCAAUGAAAUCACCAAACAAGAAUCAGGUCAGGGCUCUUCUGAGUCUAUUGACAGGGUUGGGCAUGAAGAGGGUUCUACUGUGUCUAUUGACAAUGAGGACGAUGAUAUGGAGUACUUUUACAUUUCCUUGGGAGCCAAAUCUGAAACUUCUCUGUCUCCAUCCAGCAGUGUCAUAACUGAUGUGCAGUCCCAGAAAACCAGGCCAGGUCAAUCUGUCAUAGACAAGGCAUUGGGCAUAGUAAAAAAUGUAUUAGCAACUGACUUCUCUUCUGCAUGUCAUCCCAGUCGUUCCAUUUCUUUAGAUUCAGAAUUAGAAUUGUUGUGUGACUUGGAUGAAAAUGAUGGCGUCUCAGUUGGAAUGAAAUUCCUAGUGCUUCAACUCUCCAAGGACUUCAAAGUUCUGAAAAGUCGAUACUGCCAAGCCAAUGACACCAUUGAAAGGUGCACCAAUCUGAUCAAGCCUAUGGCUGAGAUAGCAUUUCAACUGGAUGCAAAUAAACAAAAGUUCUUGGAGCUCAAUUCAGUUCAGGCAACAAUUCAAAAGAGUAUAAUUGAGGCUGAAGCACAGAUCAAUGAGCUACAGAAGAAAGUAGACACCUUCCCUCUGGCCGAACAACACAUGCAUGACAAGCAAACAAUGUCAACAGAUGGAAAUAGUAUCUCUGGAGCUGAAGGACAGAUAAAUGAGCUAAAACAAAAAAUAGAUUAUUUGACUAAACAGAGAGGAAAGGGAAAGCAAGAGAAGAAAAUGAUCUACACCGAUGGAAAGAAGCUGAAGGAAAAGAUGGAUGUGGCAGCUACGGCAGAGGAGGAGAAGAGGGAAGCUGAGAGGAUCAAGAGAGAGAUUGAAGAAAAGUGGUCAGACUACAACAAACAGUUUGAGACGCUUACGUGCAGUGGAGGAAUGACCAUCUCCUAGGAGCAUAUCAUAGUGCAGGUCCAACAGAACAUAGAGUUAUGAAUGAAGUUUUGCACAUUGAACAUUACGCUAUUCAUGAUGAAAAAAAAUUAAGUAGCAGCAGCUUAGAAGGAAUUACAGAGGAUUACAUGCUGAAAUUGUUUAAGUUGUUGUGCAGGACAUCUGAUACAGGUUGUUCUUGUGCGGAAAUAUAAGGAAUUCUAUCCAAAAUAGGAUUCUGUGUAGCCUUUGGAGAAUUCCUUUUUCUGUUUUUGAUUGAAUAUUGGUAUUGCUUUUUUUUUUUUUUUUAAUUUAAUUUUAAAUCUGUUCUGCAGCUGACUGGGAAUGUUUGUUUUGAUGACGGUACAGUUUGCAGCUUGCUGCCUAUUAUUUGUAAUGUUGUCUGUUUGUUGAAUAAAAUCUAGCUCAUUCC
Molecule: messenger RNA, 5221 nt
Organism: Quercus lobata
Lineage: Eukaryota; Viridiplantae; Streptophyta; Magnoliopsida; Fagales; Fagaceae
Product: putative disease resistance protein RGA3
Exons: 6
Coding region: 181-4809 (1542 amino acids)
Molecular function (GO): ADP binding
Source: RefSeq, a predicted model, not a curated record